GUAUGACCAUUCAUAUGAUUUUUGAUUCGUGUUGCAUACAAUGCCUAAAUACCCGGAUCAUAUACGAAGUCAAAGCUUAAGAAAUCAUACCAUAAUCUCAUUGAAAGCGUAGCAAAUACAAUGAUAUGGAUUUACUUAUCUUAAACCUAUUGGUUUUCGCGAGUGCCGCCGUUCAGAGUGGGACCAAAACGAAAUCCAGUCGACCCAAGGACUUUGUGACCUCAAAGGCGGAUCGAAUGGAGCUGCUGCUGCUGGACAGGGAGCUGAUCUCAAACCUCGUGCAAUAUACUGAAGAGUUGCAGAACAAAGUCCACGUGCUGCAGCGAUUUUCAAUGGCGAUGAGCAUUCCCCUCGAGGCAGCGAAGGGCAGGGAGGAGGAGUACCUGUCGAAUCCGCUUCACAGUUUUCGCCUCAUUCGCCAUAUGCACGAGGACUGGCGGCAAUUAGAGAAGUUCAUGCGGCAGCCUGGGGGGCAGGAUCAGAUUAAUUUUCUCAAGGAGAAGACAAUGGAACUUGCUUCAAGAGAAGAUGCCGAGGAUGCCACGGAGGCCAUCUACCGCAUUGUGCGCACCUAUGAUGUGCAGCCAGCGCAUCUCGUCGAGGGGCUAAUCGAUGGCGUGCAGUACAACGGUAGCAUUUCAGCCAUCGACUGCUUCUCCCUUGGAACGCUGCAUUUUCAGUGGGGGGAGUACGACAAGGCCGCCCAAUUCCUGUCCUUCUCCUUAGAAAUGGUAGAACCAGAGUAUUAUUCGGUGUACGAUGUGCUGGGAUUUGCCUCAAGCGAGGUCUUCAUGCUCCUGGCCCGUUGUCUCGUGGAGAUGGACCUGGAAGACGACGCUCGAACGACACUGAUGGCCCACCCCACUUUGGCGGAUCAUUCGGAGCGACUGCUCACCCUCUACACAAACACGCGGCACGUCCAAGUUUCGGAGGAACUGAAGCCCGACCUAACUGAGGGAUUCAAAAAGAUUUGUCGAUCCUCCCAUCAAAAUAAACCCUCACGCCUUCACUGUCGCUACAAUGCCACAACCACACCCUUCCUGCGCCUGGCCCCCCUACGCAUGGAGGAGCUGUCGCUGCAUCCCUACAUCGUGGUCUACCACAAUGUCGUCUCCGACGCGGAAAUUGCAGAAUUGGAGCGCGUCGCAGAGCCGCUUCUAGUCCGCGCUGAAUUUGGCGACAUGAACAUGAACCUGAAAUACAAGGUGCGCACCGCCCUAGGAGCUUGGAUCCCGGACUAUGUCUCGGGCUUGCCAGUGGUACAACGUGUCCUCAGGCGCAUACACGACAUGACAGGGUUGAUCAUGACCGAUCAUCAGUUCUUGCAACUGAUAAAAUACGGAUUCGGGGGCCACUACGAUCUCCAUUUCGACUACUUUAAUUCCACCCAGCCAAUCACCCAGGCCAUGGGCGACCGCAUGGCCACUGUCCUCUUCUAUCUUAACGAUGCUAGACACGGCGGCGCCACUGUCUUUUCCCACCUACAGCUGAAGGUUCCAUCGGAGCGUGGAAAGGUCCUAUGCUGGUACAAUAUGCGCGGGGAGACACACGAUCUGGAUAUGCAGACCGAACAUGGUGCUUGCCCCGUUAUCGAUGGCACCAAAACGGUCCUGUCCUGCUGGAUACACGAGUGGGAUCAAAUGUUUAUUCAGCCCACCUACGUCCCAGGGAAUAGAACAUUCUUCAAUGAGCUUUUUAAUGAAUUUGAAGGUUAAAAGCUUAAAAAAUCCCAUUUAUAUGUAAUACCAUACAGAAACUCCAACGAUAUGAAUUUUGAGCUGAAUUUUAUAUAAAACGAGAAGGAACGUGUGAGUCGCUUCUGGGGACGCGACUCUACUUAUACCCGUACU
This is a messenger RNA of Drosophila obscura, 1850 nucleotides long. Its product is annotated as prolyl 4-hydroxylase subunit alpha-2-like. Gene Ontology annotation, molecular function: procollagen-proline 4-dioxygenase activity; L-ascorbic acid binding; iron ion binding. Bases 126 to 1715 code for a protein of 529 amino acids. NCBI's taxonomy places the organism in Eukaryota, Metazoa, Arthropoda, Insecta, Diptera, Drosophilidae. The record is from RefSeq and is a predicted model, not a curated record. The transcript has 8 exons. Gene Ontology annotation, cellular component: endoplasmic reticulum. Gene Ontology annotation, biological process: peptidyl-proline hydroxylation to 4-hydroxy-L-proline.